Molecule: messenger RNA, 989 nt
Organism: Gigantopelta aegis
Lineage: Eukaryota; Metazoa; Mollusca; Gastropoda; Neomphalida; Peltospiridae
Exons: 5
Coding region: 258-893 (211 amino acids)
Source: RefSeq, a predicted model, not a curated record
UUUUCAUAUUUUCUCUAAAAGACAGAACUUCCGGAAAAAUUUAAUUUCUUAUUUUAAUGAACAUUUAUCUGUCCUGUGCUCUCAUGAUACACAUAUCGUGUGGUAGUUAAAUUAUAUUGUCAAGGUAUAUUCUUAUUCUUAUCCUGCCCACAGUCAGGUUUCUACCACAGCGUACGAAGGUAGUCCGAAGGGAUGUAGAAAGUGUGGUUAAGGAAAGUAUUUCAAAACGAAGGGAUCAUCCCUGGCAGAGAAUCGACAUGACCACCGCAAAAUGGUUCUUCGUGGUACUCGGAAUAUGGAUAUGUUGUGUGAAUGGAAUGUGGUUACCGUGGGAGAGAGUGACAGUUGAAGAGUGCUCGCCGCGGUGUAAACGAAGAGUGUUGUUACAAAGAAACUGCACGCGUGACUCGCCGUGCAAUGGUCAGAAAAACUGCGCCGGUCAAGCCACGUGUUCCGGUAGUCAGAGUAAGUGGACCAGGGAGGUUUGCGCCAGUGACCAGUGUCCACAAAUACCAGACAGUAUGGCAGUCAAUCGACAAUCCCCCAAUGAACAAAAACAAAGUAGAUCGUCGUUUCCUUUGUCCACAGUUAUAGUUGUGGUCCUUGUUCUGUCCUUAGCUGUAACAGCUAUCACUGCUCUUACAGUUUUCAGGUGUAAAGGAAUUGGCCUGAGGAAGACGACCGACAUAGAGAGAAUUGUAAGUUACAAAUCUGACGUUUCGUUCUCCUCGUCCGAUCACGAGUUCGACGCAAUAAGCACCAUCUCCGGAGCCAGAAUAGACAUUUUUCAGCAGAAGAAUCCGCCGUCGGUUCUGGACACUAAUCGCGAAGGCAUGGACAACCCUUCGUUCUCAGAUAGCCUCCAUUAUACAGUUAACCCGGCAUCGCAAUAAAUAUUUAUUCGCCGAAAAAGAAGAAGAAAAAAACAGAAGAAAAGAAAUAUGUUGCCGGGCACCCUGCCGUACCUAGAAAAAUAUAGUGGACCUUUU